Messenger RNA from Spodoptera litura, 1895 nucleotides. The record is from RefSeq and is a predicted model, not a curated record. Lineage: Eukaryota; Metazoa; Arthropoda; Insecta; Lepidoptera; Noctuidae.
ACGUACAUGUGUUUGAGAUUCGUGAUAUAUUUACGUUGUGCUUAUGUCACGUAACUGUUAUUCACAGAGAUAGCUAACGUUGGGCUUCCCCUCCGGACAUAGCAUGUCGUGUGAACUGUGCUAACGUGGCGCCUAUGGUUCACUGUACUAACUUCUGUGUUGAAGAUUCAUGAUAAGCUAACGUCGGGCCUACGUCAGGCGGACAUGUAUUUAAGAGGAACUUGAUGUUGUACCACAUAUGGGCUGAUGUCUUUCCAGUCAAAAUUAACGUGCCAUGUUUUUAUUUUAUGUUCUUAGGUGCAGACGAAAAUGACGAAAAUGUGGGGUCCAGGCCUGAGCAAGCUGUCGCAAGCCACGAGCCUCGUUCGGUGACUUCGGUGUAGUCCCGGUAGCGCGAAAUACAGAAGCACGAGGACGUGCUCUAGUCAGGAGAGGCCGUGUUAGAAGAUUAUGAAUAAAGUGAAGAUACCGAACCAUCGACAAGUAGAGCGGCGAAUGGAAGGUUGGGUGUGGAGCGACAUGUCAAACGCGUUUUGACAACUCGGGUUUUGGGGGGAAAAUGGACAGAGAAAAUUGGUGCUUGAAGGGGAUCGGUCGGGUUUUUUAUUUUUAAGUUAAUUGGCAUAAUUCUGUUUUUAGUUAGGCAUAUUUCUAAUCAGUAAUGUUUUCCUUCUUACCUCAUAUUAAUGUUCAGUAUAAUUGAUGAUUCUGUUUACGCAAUAUAAUAUAAUCGUUGUAACUUUUUGGUUGUUGCCGGUUUUAUUUUCCCAUCCUUUUUGGUUCCUAAAAUCAGAAGUGGGAUUCGAUAACUUUUCAUGGAAAUUAUUUCGCUUUCCAUUCCUGAAAUAGUAGGCAGUUUGACUUUUAAAUUUAUCGGGUAAUGGUUUUCUCUUCCCUUGCGUCACGUAAGUACUAGGUGGUAGGUGGUGUGAGAGAUGUAAUGGUAAGUCUAUACCUAUGAGUCCCCUGAUUAGGAAAGUUUGGUGAGUACGUUCCAAUCUUCAGUAACAACUGCUUCUAAUUUGUGUGAUCGUUAGUUAUUACUAAUCACGAAUUUAAACCAGUGUCUUGGGAUUGGGACAGUUUGCUGCUCAACUGAAACUAACGUCUUUUUCUUUUUAUUAUUAUUAUUCACAUUUGUCUGUGUCUUACUGUUAACGAUUGUAUAGACAAUGCCUAAGCAAAGUCGUAAAAGCAGGAGUCGCCGUAGGAAUCACAGCCCACGUUCACGAAAAAGGGCUGCGAGCUCAUGUGAUAGUCAUUCCAGUCUUAGGAGCCUAAAGUCACACACCAAGCGAAUUUCGAAUAGAUAUGAUUCUGAUAACUAUGUACUAAUUGAACAGAUGCAGCGAAUCACGGAACGUUUGGCGGCACUAGAAGAACAACGCCGCUCGUUGCCGUCACGGUUACGUGAGUCCAGCACUGACGUGCCUAUGCGGACUUCCUCACGGCCUCAAUCGAUGGCGGCGUCGGUAGCUGAGCGUCGGAGGUUGGUGGCAGAAGUUGGAGGUUCUGCUGCGUCUGCUGUGCUGUCGUCUCCGCCGACGCCGAGGUGUCCUGUGAGUGCCGUCACAGACCAUGAUGCCAGCGUGACUGAUCGGAUUGUCGAUGCAAUACGUUCAAUUAACACCACGCAAACCCAAGCGACUGGCAAGCUCGACUCGGGCAUGCGCGGGCCAUAUCGUGUGGUCAAGGCCCUCCCCCACGGCCGCUACGAGCUGCAACUACUGGCAGGCUCGUAUGGAAAGGUGACUCAGGCUGCGGCAGAGUUUAUGAUACCGUGGCGAGGGGAGUGGACUCCAGAAACGUGUGCCAUCUUCUUUGAAGGUAUGCUUACUAUUACUGUACUGUAUGAUAUGCUAACGUCGUGCCUAUGUCAUACUUAUUGUAUUUGA